AUUUGCGUCAGAAACACUUUGUUCUUGGUGUCGACACAAGAAAAGAAUGAUAUUGAAGCAUUCUGGAGAAAUGAAAUAAAAGUGUCACAAACAUGCGCAACUAUUUAAAAUUUUCAUGUUUGACGCAAUGCAAAAACCUCAAACGCCAACACUUGCGCUCCGCACUUAUCUUUCUUUCAUAUUCUUCUACCAUGACAAAACAUAGACUCGCCAUCAUAGGAAAAGGCCUUGUAGCUUCGGCUAUUGCUAAGCAGGCCGCAACCACAUAUGGCUCAGUGACCAUGGUGUCACGUAGCAAACCUCUUGAAAUGGACCAACUACCCGACCGCGUUAGUCAUGUUCAAGGUAACGCUCUGCACCCUUCGCCAUUCUCAGACGUUAUACGAAGUGCUGACGCAGUGGUGUCGACUGUCGGUGUCAUUAAGGAAAGCAAAGGCGAGGACGGAACGUUUGAAAGACUAAACCGAGACGCCGUUGUUAGUGUGGCGCGUGAAAUGGUCAAAACCCAGCCGCCGAACUUGGAUCGCCGAUGCCUGGUGUACUUCUCAGCUGCUAAUGCUCCACCCGGAUUCCUGCUCGAUCCUCGCUACAUCAACACCAAGAGAGAAGCUGAAGAGGCCUUGUUAUCAAAUGAAUUCAAAGAUAAGUUGCGUGUUGUUAUUGUUCGGCCAGGCAUCAUUUAUUCUAUGACCCAGAGAAAGUUUAUGCUACCCAUUGCUGUAGAAACCAUGCUUGUUUCUGCCCUUCUUCGACCCUUCCGCCAUCAUCUUCCCGAUGCCAUGCAGUUCAUGGCUGAUAAACCUCUGUCCGACGACAUUGUCAGCAUGGCCGUCCUGGAAGCAAUCAAAAAGCCCGAUGUGCAUGGAAUUAUCGGAGUUGAUGAAAUUCAGGAAUUAUCCAACCUCUGGCGCAAGCGUCAGUAAAUAUGCCAAAUAGCACUUGUACAAUAGAUGUAGAAGAGAGUGGAAAUUUUGUCAAAUGAGUUCAAUAGAGUAGCAGUAAGCAAUGGAACAAAUAAAAGUUAUAAGUAUAAUGGGAUGUGA
Umbelopsis ramanniana AG is the source of this 1043-nucleotide messenger RNA. RefSeq lists its product as uncharacterized. NCBI's taxonomy places the organism in Eukaryota, Fungi, Mucoromycota, Umbelopsidomycetes, Umbelopsidales, Umbelopsidaceae. Gene Ontology annotation, cellular component: mitochondrion. Gene Ontology annotation, molecular function: protein-containing complex binding. Bases 93 to 923 code for a protein of 276 amino acids. The record is from RefSeq and is a predicted model, not a curated record. The transcript has 2 exons.